GCCCCCGGUAUCUCUGUUUCUCUCGCUUGUUUCUGUCCUCCCGUCGGAGGCUCGGAGCUUUAAGCGGACUCUCUGUGCGGAUAGGAGCGCGGCUGAGCGGAGGAACCGGACCAUGUUAAAUGGACGGCGCGUCGGCUUCAGAGAGCUUCAGCUCUGGACAGUCACCCCUGGAUUUUAAUGCCAACCCCUGUGAGGAGCUUUGUGUGGCACUGGGACCUUAACACACACACGCACACACACGCUGAUGUUGAGCCUCAUCCCUCAGUCGGUAGAACUGGCAGACCUCUAAUCUCUGAAAGAUUGAUGAGGUCUUGUCCAGGCGCAGGAGGCCUGGCACGGCGUCGAUAAGGCAGCUUUCAUUUCACCACAUUUCAUCCGUCUCCUCCUUUACUCCACGCCGAGGAGCCCCGGGGGGGGGACGCCAGCGCUGGCGGGGGGGCAGCUCUGAAGACUGAGAGGAUUACGCCAUGGUGUGAAGGACGCUGCUUCAAGAAGCCAGAGACCAUGAAUGUCCCUGCGAGCCCGGACCUGGUGGUCCCGUCUGACGGCUGUGUGGAAGCUGAGAGCCGCGGCGUCUCGCCGUCAACCUGCCGGAGCUGCGCCACGGCGAGGCUGCCGAGCUGAGAGUGGCUCAACACGCACACGUCUCGCACACACACGCACACGCACACACACACACACACCAGAGCCUCACGCAGGACAAUGUGCAACAUCUCCUUCUGUGAUGUGGACAGUAAAGUGGACCAGUUCUUCCAGCCAACGCUCUACAUCAUAGUCAUCAUCCUGGGCCUGCCCACCAACUGCAUGGCUCUGUGGGCCGCCUACAUGCAGGUUCGCCAACGCAACGAGCUGGGCAUCUACCUGAUCAACCUGUCAGUGGCCGACCUGCUCUACAUUACCACGCUCCCCCUGUGGAUCGACUACUUCCUGCAGCGUGAUGACUGGAUCCACGGUCAGGAGAGCUGCAAACUCUUCGGCUUCAUCUUCUACACCAACAUCUACGUCAGCAUCGCCUUCCUGUGCUGCAUCUCGCUGGACCGGUACCUGGCCGUGGCGUACCCGCUGCGCUUCGCAAAGGUCCGCCGGAUCAAAACAGCUGUCCUGGUCAGCGCCAUGGUGUGGGUCAUCGAGAUCGUCGCCAACUCCGCUCCCCUCUUUCACGACGAGCUCUUCAAGGACCGCUUCAACCACACCUUCUGCUUUGAGAAGUACCCCAUGCAGGACUGGGUGGCGGGCAUGAACCUGUACAGGACCUUCCUGGGCUUCCUGGCUCCCUGGACGGCCAUGCUGGUGGCCUACCGCGGGAUCCUCGCCGCCGUGCGCUGCAACGUUUCCACGGAGCGUCAGGAAAAAGCCAAAAUCCAGCGGCUGGCUCUGAGCCUGGUGCUUAUAGUGCUGUUCUGCUUCGGGCCGUACCACAUACUGCUCCUGGUCCGCAGCAUCAUGUUUCUGAGGCAGCCCUGCGACUGCAGCUCCGAGGAGACCCUGUUCGCGGCGUACCACGUGUCGCUGGCGCUGACCAGCCUGAACUGCGUCGCCGACCCCAUUCUGUACUGUUUCGUCAACGAAGGCGCUCGGCACGACGUCGGCCGGGCGCUGUCGGCCUUGCUCUCCGCCGCCUGCCACAGGGGCUCCUCGUCCUCCCCGUCGCACGCCGACAUGCUGAACGCCGGCUCGGUGACCAUGGAAACGCCGCUGUCGGUCAAAAAGCAGCCCUGCGUUUACGCCGACGGAAGCAAGACCAGCAGCUACAAGACUGAGCUGGUGGCUCUGAAGGAGGAGUGUCUUCAGAUGACCAUCCUCAGCGUGAGGAAGUGACCUCCGCCUGGAGCAAAGCGACGGGUCCGAACUGCACAGGAGCCUCAGAUGGGUCCUGGAAGUCCACUUGGUUCUGCCCCAGGGAGCCAAAACCAGCAGCUGUGGCCAACGAGCCUUCUCCAGCUGGAAAAACAACCAGAAUGUCGGCAGGGUUAAAGACGUAAACCAAGUACACACUGAUCAGCCAUAAUAUUACCGCUGGGUGGAGUUCACUCUGACGUGGCGGGAUGGAGAUGUGGAGUCGGACUUGUUGGACUCGUUGCCUGCACCUUCAAGGCAAAUAAAUCUGGAAUUGACCAAAACAACAACAAAAAAGGCAGAAUUUGAAGUACAACACAGAAAAUCUAAGAAUAAAGCCCUCAAACUAAAGUUGUAGGGAGCCAGCUGUGGAAAUGUCUCCCGCCACAAUAAGAGUAAGAUCUCUCAGCUGUCAAAACAAACACGAUCAUAAACAAAUGUCUUCACAUGUAUUAAAUCACUGGAUCAAAGAGCGGUAAAGGAAGGUGAUCUGAUCUGAUGAAUUGUUUUUAUCUAUCAACAAGCACUUUGAGGUAUUGAGUUGAUCUGCAGAUUCUCCAGAUCUCAAUACAAUAAAGCCUGGCAGGGAUGUGUUGGACGGACGAGUCUGAUCGGUAGACGACUGAAGCAAGCGUCUUUCCUAAUGUUAGCCAGGUCAUAAUGUUAUGGCUGAUCGGUUCUUGGUCCAUGGUUCAACCCAGUAAAAGACCACCUAACGGCUGGUCGGCGGCAGUGAGUCCCAGAUCGGCUUCAGCUCGGCGUCUCGGAUUCGGUUCAGCCUUCAUCACGCAGCGCCUCAAGCUAACGUUAGCAUCUUGGUUUGGCUUCACCAGAAGGACUCUGGCCUCCGGACGGCACUGGGUCUCAGUCGAACGCCAGGAGACGGAGCGCCGGUGGACAUAAUGUUCUGCACCUCCACCCACAGGGGGUGGGGGUCUUUCUGAAGUGUGGGAAUUCUGAUGGCGAAGCCAGUGAGGAUCUUUUUCAGCAGCUUGGAUGUUUGUUGGAACGUGUUUGCUCUUAGAGGAAUAGCUAAAGCGCUUUCCGCCCAUAGCAUGACUGAGUGUUCGUGGCUUGACAGGAAGCUGCAUGGCACAUGUUGUUAAAAGAAGAGAAUGAACGGAUCCUUGUGGUUAGAUGUCGACGAAGCCUUAUGAAGUACCUCAGCUUGUAAACUGUGACCGCAGGCUCGGAGCUAAAGUGUCUUCUGUCCCAAUGUGAGCCAUCACUUUUCUCAUCAGUCUCCAGUCACUUACUGCAAAUCGAGCUCAACCUUCAUCAAAUACUUUUCAAAUCAAUCCACUGUCUUGGCCUAAAUUAGAGAUUGGGGUAUGUUUUUACACGUUCCAACCAGAAGUCAUAGUUGAAAAAAAAAAGUCUAAAAAUGACAGUUUUGUGGCAGUGUUUACUGAAGAAGUGUUGCAGACAAACAUUUAAACCGUUGUGACUCCGCACUGUAUGUUAAAGCCCAGAGUGGGCUGAUGAAGUUUACAUUUCUGUCAAAGAGAGGACUCUCCUCACUCAAGCUGUCCAUCAUUUCCCAAAUCCUUCUCUGUAACAUUCAGAUUCAUUUGCUCUCUUUGCAAGUGUCAUUCUCUAUACUUUUCAGAUUUACAUUUGUCUUUUCUAGAUUUGCAUUUUUUUUUUUUAUACGCUUUCCCUUUUGUUGAAGCAGAUACACUGGCUGCUAUUUGUCGUUCUAAGGAAAUAAAUUCAGAAAUAUGUUCAUGUCUUAUGAAACAAAUUAGCCUUGGGAAGUGAGGAAACAUGCAUUCGGCUGAUUAUUUCUGUGUUGUAACUCUGCUUCUUGGCAAUAAAUCGGAUAAUGUUGGAAAACCUGCUUGUU
Salarias fasciatus (jewelled blenny) is the source of this 3682-nucleotide messenger RNA. It is a transcript of the gene gpr4, whose product is annotated as G protein-coupled receptor 4. Gene Ontology annotation, biological process: G protein-coupled receptor signaling pathway. Gene Ontology annotation, molecular function: G protein-coupled receptor activity. Lineage: Eukaryota; Metazoa; Chordata; Actinopteri; Blenniiformes; Blenniidae. The record is from RefSeq and is a predicted model, not a curated record. Bases 703 to 1818 code for a protein of 371 amino acids. The transcript is spliced from 4 exons. Gene Ontology annotation, cellular component: membrane.